Molecule: messenger RNA, 2702 nt
Organism: Aspergillus saccharolyticus JOP 1030-1
Lineage: Eukaryota; Fungi; Ascomycota; Eurotiomycetes; Eurotiales; Aspergillaceae
Product: RNA-processing protein PTA1
Exons: 8
Coding region: 394-2649 (751 amino acids)
Cellular component (GO): mRNA cleavage and polyadenylation specificity factor complex
Source: RefSeq, a predicted model, not a curated record
ACGUGACUUCCGAGCAGCGUGACUUUGGCUGUCUUUGUCUGGAUCUCGGCUUCUCCAUACAAUCAAAUCAGUCCCGCGUCAACCCCAUUCUCACCCUCUAUCGUCCCCUGCAUUCACUUACGAUCUAACUGGCAAUUCCUGUCUUCAAGCACCUGGUUUUAUUUUUUUAAGGCCUCUGUCGGGUGACUCUCUGCGAUACCCUCUUCGCCCUGUAUGUGCCUCGGGGACAAAUAGCCAUCGCGGCCGUGUUAUAAGCUCCGUGCCGUUGGCACCUAACUUCCCCUGCGUAGACAGCGUCGACCUGGGACAAUUUGCACCGGAAUUUCCUGCCAGUCCGUUUCGCUCGUUCAUCUUUUGCUAGGCCGAUACCACCGCCCGUUGAAUGGAGUCGUAAUGGCUCAAUCGGCCGACCACCUCGUCGAUCAGAUCGCCCAGCUCGACGCUGCCCGCAAUCUCGUUCUGGGCGAUGCUGCAUUCUACCCUCAGAUCGUGAAUGGCGUCCUUCCUUUAAUCGGAUCGCGUGCGCGACUGGAAUUGCGAAGAUGGGGUGCCGAGUUCCUGGCCGAAACCUUCGCCAGUCCAGCGCUGGCCUCAGCACAAAAGGAGCAGCUAGCUGCCAACGUUCUACAGUCACAGCGCGAGAUACUGGAGUUACCGGAAGAAGAUCCAUUGGUCUUGAAACAUAUAGUGCAGAGUGCUGCCAGUCUGUAUCCGCUGGUGUUUAGGCAUAUUAUCAACCAUCCCCGAGAUGGCGCGAUGUGGGAGACUAUGACGGCAAUCAAAGAAGGUAUCCUGCGGCGAUGGGACUCGUUUCCGUCGCCGGUCAAGAUCUGUUGCAUCAAAUUCGUCCAGCGCGUUGUUCAAGUUCAGACCCAUGGACCGAUCGCAGACCCUAGAAGACCAGACCAGAACGAGACCUCCUUGGCAAUUGUGCCUCGCAAUCACCCCGUCCUGUCGCUUCCUAACCUGGAAGCGGAAGCCUCUGGUCUGUUGGACAGGCUUUUGUCUGCCCUCCAGGAAGAAUCGAGCGACCCUAUCCUUGUGAACGCCACGUUGAACUGCCUAGCAGUCUUGAUUCGCAGCCGACAAUCCAUCGGAAACAAAAUCAUCAAUGCUAUCAUGAACUUCUUCCCUGCUAGACAAGUGCGCCCACCCAUAACGCCAGCUGUCCGAGUUGGAGUCAAAUCGAUGGAGAGGACCGCCAGAGCCGUCCUAGAGCACAUAAUGAAAAGAAAUACCAAUCAUCCAUUCUUCCGCAAGAUGGAACAGCACGCCGAUCGCUUGAAAAAUUCACGCCUGGAGCUCGUCGACGAAGCAACGAGGAAACGCGGAGCGCCUGCUGAGCCAACGGACGGGCUUGAUAAAACGAAACGGACCAAACUCGAUGCAGAAACGCCGGCUUUGAUCAAGAUACCACCGCUUCCUCCAGGACCCACAAGUUACGCGCAGCUCUUCACCCUCACGGAAGAUGCAGAAGCUGCACGGUUUGAUGUCAAGCAGCUGCCGCCAGAUCUCCUGGUCAAUAUCGUUGUUCCCAUUCUCGCUCGCGUAGAUCAGUCCGCCUUGACUCAGUCUAUCGAUGCCAUACGCAUGCGCUACGAGACAAUUCAGAAGCGGCAGGCCGCACAGCCUCCGACAGCGGCAGCAGCGGCGGCGGCGGCGGCGGCCGACGACGACGACGAUUACGAGCCCGAGUACCAGCCAAUGGAUUUUUCAGAGCCGGCGCAUGAGCUGGCGGAUGCUGCUCCAGCCGAGGUUGCAGAUGUUCAGCCAGACCUCGUCUCAUUAGGACCCUUUGUCUUACCUCAACCUCCACCGCUGUCCGAGAACGAGGCCGCAGAUGUUGGUCGCAGUGCUGUCGGGAGAGUAUUUGGUAUGCUGGCGUCUAGCGCAGUCGCCUCUAAUCCCGCCAAGGGCAAGAGUCAGCAGCAGCCGGGGUUCGCUAGACUAGCUGGGAGCAAUUUUGACAGAGAUGCCUGGGUUACGCUACUCACCAGACUCGCCACAAGAGCUCCAGCAGGCCUGGAAACGGGCACGGGAAAGUUUGGACAGGAGGCAGCGGGCCGGGGUAGGGCAACCAUUUCCAAUUCGAUCAGAGAGACUCUGUAUCGGUACAUUCUCGAGGACUUCCGAGGCCGUGUGAACGUGGGCAUCAUGUGGUUGAAUGAGGAGUGGUACAACGACCGGAUACAGAUGGAGUUCACUGCCUCGCAGCGGAGAUCGGAGGAGGAAGAAGCGACGGUGCCCUUGUUCUAUGAUCACUGGGUCCAGAGACUCUUGGACGGGUUUUUGCCGUACAUUGAUUCUCGAGAUACCAAAAUCUUCAUCCGAUUCUUGAGUGAGAUCCCGGAGGUGACGAUUCCCAUCACACAGAGGGUCGCUAGUCUUGCCAAAGACCCUGAGCGCGUCAAUCUAUGCGUUCAGUCAUUACUGUAUCUAAUCAUGUUUCGACCACCGGCUCGAGAGAUAUGUCUCAAUGCCCUGGAGCACGUUUACGAGACAUACGAGGAAUCACGACCGGCCGCUGGCAAGGUCUUGGCUAAAUGGCGUCCCAAGGUAACGCAGCCACAGCCGCAGGUAGAACAGCAAACGUUGGCGACUCGCGGUGCUGUGGCGGGGAACAGUGCGGCACCUGUUGGCAGUGCUUGAGCCGUUCGAUGCAGUCUGUACAGGUUAUCGAUUAUCCCAUUAUUAGAAGGACG